AUGUCGAGGUUACUAACUAGAAACAGUAGGAGAGUGUCGAAAUCUUUAUGGACAAAACAGCUUAGCAUCUCUUCAGAAGGUUCUAAAUAUGGAGGCGCUAUUAAAACCUGGCUUUUUUCGCCUCAAUAUAGACUACUCACUCAUUACCUGCUCCCCACCAAAAGACUCGCUUAUAAUGCAACGUUCGGAGUGGGGAAAAGUGGCUUCUACAAUAGUUGCAUCAGGCGUUAUUCAGUUGAUACUACCAAUUACUCCAUGGCACACCAUGCUCGAUUUGCUUGGAAUCGGCUAGCUCAGCUCUCUGCACGCAACGGGCGGGCUCGUCUGCCCAUAAACCGAAUAGCCCAGGCAGUCAGCUUGGGCUUGGCCCGUUCUUACAUAGUGGUUCCCGGCAUAUUCUCUCUCAUGUGCGGGAGCACCUUAGCUUGGGCACAAUCCGCCACCGAAACAGAUAUCUUUCAGCCGAGGAGUAGUUUCUACAUGCACGCUGCUGAGGAUAGCCAUCUCUUUAUAACCAGAUUGAUACGUUCCGUGUUCGACAGCAUUUUCUUGCUGCUUAGAGCUCUUCAUUUGGCAGUUCUGUUCACGCCUUGCAUGGCCAUGGCCCCAUUCGCAGAUAGCUUCGGGCCCGAGUUUAGAAAACGUUGGCUUCAGAUUGUUCACCACACCCUGGAGAGAGCAGGCCCGGCAUUCAUAAAGUGGGGCCAGUGGGCCGCCACACGGCCCGAUCUAUUUCCGAGGGACUUGUGCUCCGAGCUGUCAAAGCUCCACAUGAAGGCACCCGAGCAUAGCUUUGCCUACACGAAAAAGAUGAUUGAAAAGGCUUUCGGCCGUAAAAUCUCGGAAAUAUUCGACGACUUUGAGGAGGAGCCCGUUGCUUCCGGAAGCAUUGCGCAGGUCCACCGUGCUACCCUGCGGACUCGGCACAGAGGCCGUCGGGCCAAGCCCAUGCUGGUGGCGGUUAAAGUGAGGCAUCCGGGGGUUGGGGAAUCCAUAAAGAGGGAUUUCGAUAUAAUUAAUGUGGUUGCAAAGAUGUCGAAGUUUGUGCCUGCCUUGAAUUGGCUGAGGCUGGACGAGAGCGCGCAGCAGUUUGCUGUGUUCAUGAUGUCCCAGGUUGACCUUGCUCGGGAGGCGGCUCAUCUGAGCAGGUUCAUAUACAAUUUUAGGAGGUGGAGGGACGUGUCUUUCCCUAAGCCUGUGUAUCCAUUGGUUCAUCCGGCUGUCUUGGUUGAGACUUUCGAGCACGGGGAGAGUGUUUCGCAUUAUGUGGAUGAGGUCAGGGGGAAUGAUCGGGUUAAUAGUGCUCUGGCUCACAUUGGGACUCAUGCCCUGCUAAAGAUGCUUCUGGUAGACAACUUUGUCCAUGCCGACAUGCAUCCAGGAAACAUUCUUGUCCGUGUGGCUCAGACAAAGCCAACUCGCAAAAAGCUCUUCAAGACCAAGCCCCACUUGAUUUUCCUCGAUGUGGGAAUGACUGCCGAGCUUUCUAAGAAUGACCGUGUGAAUUUACUGGAGUUUUUCAAAGCCGUUGCUCGUAGAGAUGGCCAAACUGCAGCGGAGUGCACACUAAGAUUAUCAAAACGACAAAAUUGCCCAGACCCGGGGGCUUUCAUUCAGGAAGUGAAAGAAUCUUUCGAUUUUUGGGGUACAGCGGAAGGUGAUUUGGUGCAUCCUGCUGAAUGCAUGCAGCAGUUACUGGAGCAGGUCCGCCGUCAUAAAGUAAAUGUUGAUGGCAAUGUUUGCACCGUGAUGGUCACAGUUUUGGUGCUCGAGGGCUGGCAACGGAAGCUCGACCCAGAUUAUGAUGUCAUGCAUACGUUACAAACACUUCUCCUGAAAGCUGACUGGGCCGAAUCGCUUUCUUAUACGAUUGAAGGGCUAAUGGCACCGUGA
Molecule: messenger RNA, 1893 nt
Organism: Striga hermonthica
Lineage: Eukaryota; Viridiplantae; Streptophyta; Magnoliopsida; Lamiales; Orobanchaceae
Source: the annotation of a GenBank genome assembly